Ogataea angusta is the source of this 1416-nucleotide messenger RNA. RefSeq lists its product as uncharacterized. The record is from RefSeq and is a predicted model, not a curated record. The transcript has a single exon. Gene Ontology annotation, molecular function: chromatin binding. Gene Ontology annotation, cellular component: SWI/SNF complex; NuA4 histone acetyltransferase complex. The coding region runs from base 1 to 1416 and encodes 471 amino acids. Gene Ontology annotation, biological process: regulation of transcription by RNA polymerase II. NCBI's taxonomy places the organism in Eukaryota, Fungi, Ascomycota, Pichiomycetes, Pichiales, Pichiaceae.
AUGACCGCCGCGCCACAGGUUUACGGAGCAGACGAGAUCAACGCCAUUGUGAUCGACCCGGGGUCGUACCAGACGAAGAUUGGCUAUGCAGGCUACGACUCGCCCAGCAUGGUGCUUCCGUCGUAUUAUGGCCUGGUCGACGCAGACGGCAACAAGAGACGCAUUUUCGACGAGACUCUGCUGCUUUUACCGCAGAAAGGCCUGGAAAUCAAGCACAUAGUCGAGAACAACGCCGUGGUGGACUGGGAAGGCUUUGAGGCCCAAUUGGAGUACAUGUUCAAGAAACUAGACAUUGAUCCUACACAGCAGCCCGUGCUGCUGACCGAGUCCACCAUGAGCUCGUACGAGAGCAAAGUCGACGCGCUGAAACUUUUUCUGGAGAAACACAGGUUUCCUGCAUUCUACCUGGUGAAACAGCCAACAACUGUGUCUUUUUCGCACGGCCGUCCCAACUGUCUCGUGGUGGACGUUGGCCACGAUCUGGUCACGGUGACGCCGAUCGUGGACGGGCUGUGUCUGAAAAAUCAGGUCAUGGGCACGCGGUAUGCGGGGGCCUUUCUGAACCAGCAGUUCGAGCAGUUUCUUGCCGACAAGAAGAUCGCAUUGCGGCCGCAUUACACGAUAAAAUCGAAAAAAAUAGUUCACUGGGAGUCCGAGACGACCACGGCGCACUUUGAGGAGCGCAAGUACGAUUUCGAGGUGUCUGCGUCGUUCCGCGAAUACUCCAAACUGAGGAUACUCCAGGAGAUGAAAGAGACGCUACUCAACUGUAUGGAAGAGGACACCGAGGAGGUCAAGGAGGCCAAGGAGGCCGACGACGAGGUGCGGUGGUUUGAGCUGCCUGAUGGCAUGGCAGUUCCGUUUACCAAAAAGGACCGCACUGUGCUGAGCAACUCGUUGUUCAGUCCGCUCGAAACGCUCUCUAAGCCGGUUAAGGGCUGGGAGACGCCCGAGGACGGAAACAUUGUCAAACAUCUGGGCAACGCGAACGAGGCCAGCAGCAAGGAGUACGUGCCGAUGAGAAGAGCCAAGAAGCCAGAGGACGACGACAAGGACAAGCCGGAGGAGGACGCCGCCGAGGCCCAGAAGGGCUUUGGGCUGCUUAAGCUGGUUCAGACCGUUCUGGACCGGCUGGACAUCGAUCUGAAGCCCCAACUGGCCAACAACAUCGUUCUCGUCGGCAGCACGUCGCUCGUGCCGGGACUGAACGCCAAGCUGCACUCUGAGCUGUCACUUGCGAAUCCUAGUCUCAAGAUCAGGAUCCACGCUUCUGGAAACACCAUAGAGAGAAGAUAUGCCUCGUGGGUUGGGGGCAGUAUUCUGUCAUCGCUCGGGACGUUCCACCAGCUGUGGGUCAGCAAAGACGAGCUGGACGCUGUUGGGGCAGAAAAGCUGAUUGUCAAUAGAUUUAGAUGA